Phycodurus eques (leafy seadragon) is the source of this 4293-nucleotide messenger RNA. RefSeq names its product ALG6 alpha-1,3-glucosyltransferase (gene alg6). The transcript is spliced from 16 exons. Gene Ontology annotation, molecular function: dolichyl pyrophosphate Man9GlcNAc2 alpha-1,3-glucosyltransferase activity. Bases 92 to 1750 code for a protein of 552 amino acids. NCBI's taxonomy places the organism in Eukaryota, Metazoa, Chordata, Actinopteri, Syngnathiformes, Syngnathidae. Gene Ontology annotation, cellular component: endoplasmic reticulum membrane. The record is from RefSeq and is a predicted model, not a curated record. Gene Ontology annotation, biological process: protein N-linked glycosylation.
CAGGAAAUGCACGCAAACUGGAAACAGUAUCAUUGAUUAGAUUCUUGACCGUUUUUAUUGACAUAAAAGCUAACUUUACCUCUUGGGAGUUAUGCAGACUUGGUGUCUCGUUUCAAUUUGUGUUUUACUUGGCGUUGUUGUGAGAUGGGGCGUGUCGUUAAAUUCAUAUUCCGGAGCAGGGAAAUCACCUAUGUUUGGCGACUAUGAAGCACAAAGGCACUGGCAAGAAAUCACCUACAAUCUUCCAGUGCGUGAAUGGUACUUCAAUACUACGGACAAUGACUUGAGUUACUGGGGUCUUGACUAUCCUCCUCUGUCUGCAUAUCACAGCUUGAUGUGUGCGUAUAUUGCCCAGAUAAUAAACCCUGAAUGGGUGCAGCUUCACAAGUCCAGAGGUUUUGAAAGUACAACACACAAGUUAUUUAUGAGAACAACAGUGCUUGUUGCAGAGCUCCUCAUAUACAUCCCUGCCAUAGUAUUAUAUUGUUUAUGGCUGAAUGAGGGAACGGUUAAGAGAAAGAUUUGCACUCUGCUCUGCUUUCUGAUCUAUCCAGGGCUUCUUCUUAUUGACUGUGGACAUUUCCAUACAAGGUACAAUGCAGUGAGUCUGGGCUUUGCCCUGUGGGCUGUUCUGGCUCUGGGACUGGGCUGGGAUGCACUGGGCUCUAUGGCCUUCUCCCUGGCCCUCAACUACAAACAGAUGGAGCUCUACCAUGCUUUGCCCUUCUUCUGCUACCUCCUGGGAAAAUGUGUUGAAAUGGGCCUAAUGGGGCAGGGGUUGUUGAUGUUGCUGAGAGUUGCUGCUACGGUGUUGGUGACUUUUGCUCUCUGCUGGUUGCCCUUCCUGUCUGACCCUGCUCAGACCUUGCAGGUGCUCAGGAGAAUCUUUCCUGUGGCUCGAGGCCUGUUUGAGGAUAAGGUGGCCAACACAUGGUGCAGCUUGAACAUCUUGAUAAAGAUCAGAUCCAUUCUGUCCAGUGACUUCCAACUCUACCUCAGUUUGGCCUGCACUCUCUUGGCAGUCCUACCAUCCUGUAUCAGACUUCUGACGAAACCUACAUUCUGGCAGUUUAAAUUGGCCUUGGUCAACUCAUCGCUUGGGUUUUUCCUCUUCUCCUAUCAAGUCCAUGAGAAAUCCAUUCUCUUGGCUUCCUUGCCCGUCUGUCUCUUCUUGAAUGACCUUCCACUAAUGUCAAUUUGGUUCCUGCAAGCUUCUACAUUCAGCAUGCUGCCUCUGUUUCUGAAGGACGGUCUUCUGGUGCCAUAUGUUGUGACUUCGCUAGCCUUCCUCAUCUUCAGCACCUCCUUGCUGUCAGCAUUGGAGCACUGUUCAGAAGAAGAGCUUGCACUGGGAGCCUACCACAAACUCUUGUUUUUUUCCAAAAUGGACCUGGCUUGGAUUGUGAGAUGGAAGUUCUACAUCAGCAUCUUGGCCAUGGCCUGUUUGAGCAUCGCAAGCGUCACUUUGUCCCCCCCACCUCAUUUGCAAGACUUGUUUCCUGUGCUUUCUGAGGAGCCGCACGGCAACGAGACUGACUCGAACCUGGCGUGUUUGAUGGAGAACUUGCCCAGCUGUUCAUUUCGGAUACAGAAGAUGAGGACUUUGAUGGAUUUCUGGAUGAGGAUUGAUCAAAAAAUAACGCCUAACUCAUCCGGUUGCAGGAGCAACUGUCCUCCUCCAACUCCGCUUGCAAGACACCGAGGUGUUCCCUGGGCAGCUGUGAAGCAUAGUUCCUCCAUCAUGGCCUAGUUCUGCCUUGAGGCCUCCUCGCAGUUGGACAGACUAUAACUCAAACCUUACCAGGAAGUGGACCACAAUGUGGAACCGAAGCAGCUCUACUGUAAGUCCUUCCUGAAUGACCAGGCUCUUCAAUCUAUAGGAUAAGCAUAGCCACCCUAGGAAGGAAAGUAAUUUCAACUUGUAUUCGCAAUCUUGUCCUUUUGUCACUACCCUAAUGACAGGCUUUUUCCUGCAUAAAAAAUUUGUAGGUGCACAACCCCAACAAACUCUGGGCCAGCUCAACCGCGAGUAAAUCUGAGAUCAUUAAAACUGUUCUCUGACCAGCGGCAUUUUUAACCUCAAUUGCGGUAUUAUACAGAGCCGACGGAGCGGUGUUCUAUCAGGAACAGUUGGAAGUUGUUCCGAAAACCGUUGAGGAAAAAGAAAAGAGCUGUGAAUAAACAUCAAGAGGAGAAGAAGAAGAGCCGUGAAUACAGAUUUUCUUUCCAACUGCAGAAUGGUAGAAAGUAUUUUCCACGACGAGGCAAUGGUAAGCAACUGCACAUGCUCGCAGCCUCUGUCCAGACUGUGGAUGUGGAGAGACAAUACUCUGCAUUCAAAUUUUGUCAUAUAUGACGACAUUGUCCUGAAACUGUUGGACUAUUUUCUUACGCACUUGUUCACAAAGAAGUGAACCUCGCCCCAUCUUUGCUUGGGAAUCUCUUUUUAUACCCAAUCAUGGCACCCGCCUGUUCCCAAUUAGCCUGUUCACCUGUGGGAUGUUCCAAACAGGUGUUUGAUGAGCAUUCGUCAACUUUCUCAGUCUUUUUUGGAACCUGUUGUAACCAUAAAAUUCUAAGUGAAUGAUUAUUUGCUAAAAACAAUAAGGUUUAUCGGUUUGAACAUUAAAUAUCUUGUAUUUGUAGUGUAUUCAAUUAAAUAGAGGUUGAACAUGAUUUGCAAAUAAUUGUAUUCGGUUUUUAUUUUUUUAACACAACAUCCCAACUUCAAUGGAAUUGGGGUUGUAGAGUAUACAUGUGUCACUGAUGGUGUAGUGGCUCGCCUGACUUUGGUGCAGGCAGCGUGGGUUCAGUUCCCACUCAGUGGCAGUGCGAAUGGUUGUCCGUGUCUAUAUGUGCCCUGCGACUGACUAGCGACCAGUUCAGGGUGUGGGCCGCCUUUCGCCCGAAGUCAGCUGGGAUCGGCUCCAACGCCCCGCAACCCUAACCGAGAUAAGCGGUGUUGAAAAUGCAUGAAGUGUAAAUGUACUUCAUGGCCCGUAAGAGCAGGCGCCGGGCCAGAUACUCCCGGUGCAUGCUCCCCCCGACAUAGCACAGUGAGGAACAUGGUCGAACGCCUUUUCCAAGUCCACAGAGCGCAUGUGGGCAAACUCACAUGCACCCUCCAGCACCCUCGUGAGGCUGUACAUCUGGUUCAGUGUUUCACGACCAAGACAAAACCACAUUUGACCCCCUGAAUCUGAACAGCUAGACUCUACUCUCUAGAACUUUGAAAUGGACUUUCCCAGGAACACUGACCAGUAUGAUCCCUGACAGUUGGAACAUACCCUGAACCCACCAAUACAUUACACGUACAGUGCCUCAAGAAUGUAUUAGACCCGCUGUCAUAGAAAUAGAGACCAUGCAGCAUUAUAAGGUGCAUUAGUGUGAACUGUUUCAAUGUUAGUGAACUCUUGACGGUUUACCAUCUUACCCAAAUUUCAUCUGACCAGCUGGAUUUAGAGUCGGAAGUCAGAGAUUAAUCAUAAUUAAAAUUUUACCACUAAAUGUUUUUUCUCUAUUCAGGAAUAUAUGUAACUAAUUGCAAUUUAACGUUUUAAUCAAGAAAUAAGUUAUUUUUUGUUUUUGUUUUGCAAAACAAUAUCUUCAAGGACAAGGUUAUGUAAUAAUUAUAUUUAAACAUUAAACUAUUUGUGCGAAAGAUGUUUUACAUGCUCAUGUAAUAACCAUUACAGAAAUGGGGGGGAAAAAAAUUCAUUACUAAUUAUGUUAAUUUAGGUCAGCUGUGUGAUCUAAUAAAUGUGCUAAAACUGGCAGAGUUGGACUCUGACAAUCUGUAUUUGAUUGAAUUACCAAGACUGCAAAUAAAAAGCGAGGCUUUAAAAAAGAAAGAUACCGGUACUAGUCACAAAAAUGUGAUUAGUGUGUGUCUUUUAUCAAUAAAAAGGGGGCAUUCUACAGAAAUUCCAACCACGAGCAAGCAGAUUAAUGAGCUAGAGCAUUUCAAAUUAAAAAAAAGGGGAUUUAUACAUAAAAACUCAAUGAAGCACCAAAGUAGUGACUUCCCUAAUAUACAGUAAAUGUGCACUUUGAGAAGACAGAUUGAACAUAUUUUUAUUUGUUUUAUCUCAAACCCACUAAGGAAAGCACCAUAAAGCCUUAGAUUGAUUAUUGUGACAACUCAAAAGUGCAGAUGUGUUUUUCUGUUGUGAUGGUCCAAAGGUCUCAUACUGCUAGUUGCAUUGUUCUUUCUGACUUGAUAACAUUUAUGAAACAAAGUUACCUUGGCUGGGAUUCUUUUGCUCGGAAUUGCCUUUUACGGAUGUCUCUAUU